CUCCUCCCAGGUCGUCGAAACAACAAACCGAACUACGGAGCAAGCGGGGUGAGAGAACGUCCGAAACCGCCUCUGACCGCGACUUUUAAACUAAUUUUUCUAUUUUUUUAGCGGGAUUAAGACAGUGGCCGUAUAAGAAUAGUAAAAGUUACAAUCAUAUCGGGACUACAAUUCACAACAAGGUCACAUGCAACCUCCCCUGCCUUAUAUUUACUGAGAAUCUCAAGUCAGUUGAAGUUAUCCAGAAGAUGUUACAGAAAUGAUAGCAGCACCAGAAAUACCUUCAGAGUUCACCUACACUCACGACACAGAUACCAGAUUCUCCUCAGAUACAGACUUCUCUGAGGAUCCUGAUGGAAGGGGUGCAAAUACAGCGAAAGGAAAGGGGGGGAAGAAGGGGAAGAAAGCAGCAGGGGAGAAAGGCAAAGGAGGGAAGGGUGCUGGGCGACUAAAUGGCCACCACCAAGAGAAUGGCAUGGAGAACAUGAUGCUGUUCGAGGUUGUGAAACUGGGAAGGAGUGCAAUGCAGUCUGUUGUUGAUGACUGGAUCGAGUCUUACAAACACGACAGAGAUGCCGCACUGCUAGAUCUCAUCAACUUUUUUAUUCAGUGCUCAGGAUGUAAAGGUGUGGUCAGUGGAGAAAUGUUUCAAAACAUGCAGAACUCUGAGAUCAUUAGACGAAUGACAGAGGAAUUCGAUGAGGACAGCGGUGAUUACCCUCUAACCAUCGCUGGGCCCCAGUGGAAGAAGUUUAAAUCCAGCUUUUGUGAAUUCAUUUCAGUGCUAGUGCGCCAGUGUCAAUACAGUAUCAUCUAUGAUGAUUACAUGAUGGACACAGUCAUCUCCCUCCUGACUGGACUAUCAGAUUCCCAAGUCCGAGCCUUUAGACACACCUCCACACUGGCGGCCAUGAAGCUCAUGACGGCCCUGGUGAAUGUAGCUCUAAACCUGAGCAUCAACAUGGAUAACACACAGCGGCAGUACGAGGCAGAGAGGAAUAAGAUAGUUGCUAAAAGGGCAAACGACAGGCUAGAGCUACUCCUGCAGAAACGCAAAGAGCUCCAAGAAAAUCAGGAUGAGAUUGAAAACAUGAUGAAUGCAAUUUUCAAAGGAGUUUUUGUUCACCGAUAUCGUGAUUCGAUAGCAGAAAUCAGGGCAAUUUGUAUAGAGGAGAUUGGAGUGUGGAUGAAACUCUACAGCGAUGCCUUCCUCAACGACAGCUAUCUGAAGUACGUGGGGUGGACCAUGCACGAUAAGCAAGGCGAGGUACGUCUGAAGUGUCUGACAGCUCUCCAGGGCCUGUACUACAACAGAGAGCUCAAUGCAAGACUGGAGCUCUUCACUAGUCGCUUUAAGGACCGAAUUGUGUCCAUGACUCUUGACAAAGAGUAUGAUGUGGCAGUACAAGCUAUUAAACUGCUCACCUUAGUCCUGAAUAGUACAGAUGAAGUCUUGACCCCAGAGGACUGUGAAAGUGUCUAUCACCUGGUCUACUCGGCACACAGGCCUGUUGCAAUAGCGGCCGGAGAAUUUCUAUACAAAAAUUUGCUGUUAGUCAAACAGUGCAUCUUUCCAGCACAGUGCUGUGCAGUAGGAUGUUUGCACACAUUUAACUAUAAAUAUUCUCAAAGACUGUUCAGCCAACGGGAACCAGAGGAGGAAGGUGCCCCCAAAAGGAGAGGCAGACAAAGCCCCAACGCCAACCUCAUUAAGACCACUGUCUUUUUCUUCCUUGAGAGUGAGCUCCACGAGCAUGCAGCCUAUCUCGUGGACUCCCUCUGGGAAUGUGGUGCAGAGCUACUGAAAGACUGGGAGUGUAUGAUCAGCCUACUGCUAGAUGACCCCUUACCAGGAGAAGAAGCUCUAACCGACAGACAAGAGACAGCUUUGAUUGAAAUCAUGCUGUGCACUGUGCGCCAGGCAGCUGAAUGCCACCCACCUGUGGGAAGAGGAACAGGCAAGAGGGUAAUGACGGCUAAGGAGAAGAAAACUCAGCUGGAUGACAGAACCAGAAUGACUGAGCUGUUUGCGGUGGCUUUGCCCCCUCUACUGGCCAAGUACGCCAUUGACGCAGAAAAGGUGACAAACUUGUUACAGCUGCCGCAGUUCUUUGACUUGGAGAUUUAUACCACGGGACGUCUGGAGAAGCAUCUCGAAGCCCUGCUGCGUCAGAUCAAAGAAAUAGUGGAGAAGCACACAGACACUGAAGUCUUGGAGUCCUGCUCUAAAACGUACCAUGCCCUCUGCAAUGAGGAGUUCACGAUCUUUAACAGGGUCGACAUAGCCCGCUCUCAGCUCCUGGAUGAGCUUGUGGACAAAUUCACCAGUCUACUGGAGGACUUUCUACAAGAGGGGGAAGACGCAGACGAAGAUGAUGCCUAUCAGGUUUUGUCGACUCUGAAGAGGAUCACCGCAUUUCACAAUGCGCACGACCUCUCGGGGUGGGACCUCUUCACCAGCAACUUCAAGCUGCUCAACACGGGCAUUGAGAACGGAGACAUGCCCGAGCAGAUAGUCAUCCAUUCGCUGCAGUGUACCCACUACGUGAUCCUGUGGCAGCUGGCCAAGUUAUCUGAGGGCAGCUCCAGAAAGGACGAUAUGGUGACCCUGAGGAAGCAGAUGAGGGCGUUCUGCAUGAUGUGCCAGCGCUACCUCACCAACGUCAACACCGGCGUCAAAGAACAGGCAUUCACCAUCCUGUGUGAUCUUCUGCUCAUAUUCAGCCACCAGAUGGUGUCUGGAGGCAGGGAACACCUGGAGCCGCUGGUCUACUCCCCAGAGGACUCUUUACAGUCGGAGCUGCUCUCCUUCAUCCUGAACCAUGUCUUCAUAGACCAGGACGAUGACACAAAUAGCACAGAUGGGCAACAAGAUGACGAGGCUGUGAAGAUUGAAGCUCUGCACAAGAGGAGAAAUCUCCUUGCUGCCUACUGUAAACUCAUUAUCUACUGUGUGGUAGAAAUGAAGACGGGAGCCGACAUCUUCAAGCAGUACAUGAGGGCAAGACUUGCUUUGUUCUCAACCUACCAAUGUUUUUAUCUACAGUACUACAAUGAUUACGGUGACAUAAUCAAGGAGACUAUGAGUAAGACUCGGCAAAUUGACAAGAUUCAGUGUGCCAAGACGCUCAUCCUCAGUCUGCAGCAGCUGUUUAAUGAAAUGCUGUCUGAGCUGGGUCACGGGUUCGAUCGCUCCUCCUCUGCAUUCUGUGGAAUCAAAGAGUUGGCCCGUCGUUUUUCUCUCACCUUCGGCCUCGACCAAGUGAAAACAAGAGAUGCCAUUGCUAUGCUGCACAAAGAUGGUAUCGAGUUUGCUUUUAAGGACCCCAGUCCUCAGGGAGAAGGUGGCCCUCCCCUCAACCUGGCCUUCCUGGACAUCCUCAGCGAGUUCUCCUCCAAACUUAUGAGACAAGACAAGAGGACUGUCCACAUGUACCUGGAGCGCUUCAUGACGUUCCAGAUGGCCCUGCAGCGAGAGGACUGCUGGCUUCCCCUCAUCUCCUACAGGAAUUCCUUGCAGGCUGGUGGUGACGAUGACACUAUGUCUGUGAUGAGUGGCUACUCCAGCAGAGGCUCUUCUGUUCGCUCCAAGAAGACCAAGCCUCCCAUGGUCACAGCUGGAACUUCAACAGCUAAGAGGAAGCUGCCAGAGGAGGAGAGCAGCAGCGGGGAGGUGUGGCAGCAAAGCAUGCCGACUCCAGUCAUGAUGCCUUCCCCUCAUCUCACCUCCACUGCCAUGCGAGACCCCAAGAGGAGUCGUGACGACAGCUACAUGGGGGUCUACCCCCUCCCCCAUGACCAGCAGCAGCCCCACCAACACCCACAGCACCAUCAACAGACGCCUCAGCACCACCAGACACCCAUGGAUUACAAUUCCCAGGUGACGUGGAUGCUGGCCCAGAGACAGCAAGAAGAGGCACGCCAGCAACAAGAAAGAGCCAUGAACUACGCCAAGCUCAGGACCAAUCUGCAGCACGCUAUCAGCCGCCGCGGCACCGGGCUCAUGGAGGAGGACGAGGAGCCCAUUGUGGAGGAUGUCAUGAUGUCGUCCGAGGGUCGCAUGGACGACCUCAACGAAGGCAUGGACUUUGACACCAUGGACAUCGAUCUGCCACCUUCCAAGAACCGGCGUGAGAGAUCUGAGCUAAAGCCAGACUACUUUGACCCUGCUUCUAUCAUGGACGAAUCGGUCCUCGGGGUGUCCAUGUUUUAAGCUAAUAUCCAGAUGAUUUUGACGCGGGGAUGACAGAAGAGGCGCUUUGUAUUUAAAGAGAAUUUUAGAUGCGAAAAAACAGAAGUGUUUCUGUAAGAAAAAGUAAAAAUAAAACAAAAAAAAUUUCCAACUUGUACUCCACGUGGACCAAUGACAACCCACACUCAGUGUUGCUUGCUCAGAGAGGACUUUGUUUGAAAAAAAAAAAAUUUUACUUUUAUAAUCUUGGGUAAGCUCUUCCUGUUCAAAAUAGUGCUACAGGCCACUUCCAAAACCUAUUAGGAACCAGACGUGUCUGAAGAAAAGAAAAAUCAAUAGCUUCCCCCCCCCCCCCCCCUCUUUUUUUUUUUUCUUUCUUUUUUUUUUUUUGUUCGUCUAACUCUUUUUACAACUGUAGUAAGUUACCAGGUGUGAAGUAGUAAUUUAUAAACGAACUGUAGUAGCUUGCUUGUACUGUGUUAGCCAAGUGGAUGGAGGUCUUUCUGUUUUCUUUUAUCUUUCACUGUUUCUCUGUUUGUUUUUUUCCUCCCUCUUAUCUCUUCAGUUCUUUCUCCCUGUUGUUUGGCCUGAGCUGAGGCCCCCCCCCACCCCCCGAUAACCACUGGUGGUUAAGAUUUCUGAGAUGUCACAUAGAAUCGGUGUAGAUCCCUUUUAUGCUGUGAAAAUUCCUCAAGUCCCCAUUUAUGUUCCGCUCUAUGAAACGGUAUGUCCCAGAGCCAGCUCCAAGAUUUGGAUCACUCCUUAAGCAUCUUCUAGAAGAAUGCCCCCCCCCCCCCCCCCCCAC
Menidia menidia (Atlantic silverside) is the source of this 4997-nucleotide messenger RNA. The record is from the annotation of a GenBank genome assembly. Lineage: Eukaryota; Metazoa; Chordata; Actinopteri; Atheriniformes; Atherinopsidae.